AUGGUGGCGACGAGAAGUAUGAGACAGAAGCAAGAGAACACAGGUGAUUUUGUUGAAGGUCGCCCCUCAGCAGCUCCAGAACCACUGGGACCUUCAAGGCAACAUGUAACGAACUCAGCCCAACAUGUGGACACAGACUCCGAUUCCGACCCCAGCUCGGACGGAGAGUCUGACUACUCAGACUCCGAUGGCGACAGGGGGUCUGGCUACCCAGACGAUGAGAGUGACUCGUCUGAUUCCGAUUGCGACGACGAAGAUGACGCUCCGAACCUGUUCGAAUGCGCGACUAUAACGACGAACGGAGAUGUUAUGGCACUGCAAGACUCGGCUAGGGUCAGAACAGACACUGUUCUGCCAGCAACUGAAGAAGAUCUGGAGACUUGUCCAUACUGCCCCAGGAGUUUUUUUCGAGCAGCCUCCUUACAGCUUCAUUUUGAAGCUUGCCAUGCUAGCCAAAAUGAAACUUGCUCGCACGAAGAUUGCCAAGACAGCCCAGGCGUCUUCACACUUUGGGCCUUGAAGCUGCACCGCUUUGAGGCUCAUGAGGCAAUGGCAAUGGCAAACCGCUGCCCAUUCCCGGAAUGUCAAUUCAGCUCGAGAACCAAAGGUCGCCAAGCACGACGAAGAGUCCUGAUGGUGCACUUGAAUGUUCGACACGCGCUCGUCACGGGCUCCUUCGCAGCUCUCCAGAGCCUAGAUUUGAAAGAAGUCAUGGGGAGGACAACCAUGAUCGAUCCGAAUUUCACCUACAUUGACAUUUCCACCAGUGCGGAUAUCCCAACAUCGACUCUACCAUUACCUGGAGCUCUUAUUGAGGAUUGUCAACAGGUCGGGGCACGCCGCAAGCCGUCAUAUAGAUCUUCCGAAAUCUAUGAGCAGUUACGUAUCCAAGCUAUUUUUAAGGAUGAGGAAGUGAUUUACGACCACAAUCUGUUUAAGCUUGCUUCCAUUGGGUACGACGGUAUACUCCUCUAUCGCCAAGGUAUCAGAUGCGUUGGCGCAUGGGACACUUUGAGUUGUGUUUCCAACAAAACUAUUAACAUGAGAAACACUAUCGUAUCCUUUACCGUCAAAAGAAACGCCAAUGGCAUCUUUCAGAAGACGUUGAUCUUGGGAACAGUCUAUGAAACUUGCCGAGGAAUCCGUCAGCUGAUAAGCUCAAUGUUCUGUUCAGGUAGAUGGCGUGCGCCGACAGCUGAGCAAGACGCAUGCGACACACUUAAUUGCGGCAACCAAUUGGCUAUGGGAACCCAUCUAUGCUUGAGCCAUGCCCUCAAUGCGGUGGACAGAAGUGUGACCCGAUCACCAGUGAGGAUUGCCGUCGAACACAACCAGAAUCGGCGAAUGAAUUGCGAUAUCAGCACUCCCAAUGAGGCCGCACGAUGGUUCGCAGAUGAAAGAAACAUAAUUCAAGGCAUUACGCAUGAAGAAAUCGAGUUUUAUGAACGGCUUCGUGACCGUCGAGAUGCUUUUGCCACGGAUGUCGAGACUGUGGGCCCUCUUCUCAUCCAAAUGGCAAUUAUUGAUGCGGAUCGUAAUGUUGUUAUCGGAGGGUACAUCCAUCACAGUUGUGCAACGGUCAAGGAACUGUGGGAUCUUGCUACCAAGACUUGCGGUGGGACUUUGACCAGCCGGGAAAUGGCUGCACUGCGCAAAGCUUUCGGUUCGCCGUCCAUGAAGAAACCCCGUGGCGAUAGCAUGCACUGGCUUGUUGAUCAGUUAAAGGCACUCAAGAUGAAGUAUCCGGAUAUGCUUAUGGCUGAAUGGGCCACUCAUCCCUUCGAUCAAAUUGUUUAUCGCGAUAACAUCAAGCGCGCCGGAUACAACCAUGAAGACAUUCUCCCGGCCCCUGGGAACUGGGUGUCCCCUAUGCGAUGGCUCCAAGUAACUGGGCCAAUGCUGCCAGGCUAUCAGUUAGCAUAUGUUGCUUGCUUGUACUACCCCUCAGACCUAGUAUUCAGAUGGCAUGAUGCUAUUGUGGAUGCGGUGAUGUUGAUGGAUAUUUUAUCCACCCGACAGCAGAAGUACCACCACGGAAAAGUUGAAGAUGCCAGUGGCGAUGGAGACAUUUUGAUUAGGCGUCCCUGGACUGCUCGCGAGGAGAAACUUUGCUUGUUGUUCCUGCAGGAUAAGCUGGAGGAAUACAAGUUUGCUACGCAGAUGGCUUUGUAUCGCGCCGUAAGCUAUCACCUCUUCCAACACGGGUUUUUCCGAACCAGUUUGGCAGUUGCUGAGCGUGUGACCCGCAAGGCGCGUCGUGAAGAAUCAGAAGGCGAAUAUGGGACUUGCCCAGACAAGCAAGCACAUGAUUUACUGAUGAGCAUAAAUAACACACUGUCGGCGCCCAGGUCGACACUGUGGAGAGUAGCUCUCCUUGAGCCAAACGCCAACCCAGCUGCAACGCUGAUUGUUCAACAGGCAUACGAAACGAUUCCUAUCAAUGCCCAAUAUGGAGGGUGGUUUUGGUCGCGAUGCCGAAAUCGGGCACAUGCUCUUAACAAAACUGCCGGCAGCGCGUGCACCGAACAAGAACUUGACUUGGCGCUGCUUACCAUGGUGAACGAGAGGAGAGACAUCCGCUGUGGAAAUUGUGGGGCCGCAACUCGCGACAGAAAAUGCAAACUUUGCAAGGCCCAACGAGGCAUCGUUGCAAGACUUCAUGUCGAUGGCCUGGUGCAACUCGCUUGUAUUGAAGAAGGGUGUAACGAAGACCGACUUGGGGGGUUAAGAAGAUGCGUGAAUUGUUUUAAGGAGCGGAUGAAGAGUUUCCGCAGGUCUAACAACAAAGACCUGAUUAGCUUGGGUACAGCCGAUGAAGAAAGGGUCGAUAGUGGCGAUGAGCUGGCUAAGAGCAGCAACGCGGUGGCUAACAAGAGGAAGAGAGAUCAAGACGAUGAGGAUGACAAUCAUCUAAAGCCCUACAAGAGACAGCAGUACUCGGACACUGAUGAAGGCGAGCAGUCAGACUGCGACUGCGGAAAGCUAAAGCAGGGGAAGUCGACGAGGUGCGCCGAUUGUGCCCGGGAAUGGAGAAAGAAGAGAAUCAGAGAGUGGAAUCAAAAGAAACGCGAUGAGGCGCGUAUGGCUAAAACAUGCGAAGAAGAGGAUUGCCCCCGACCACCAGAGGGCCUGUCUACAAGGUGCGCUGAAUGUCGUCAGAGGAGGAAGGAGGAAAACAAAAAGGCGCGUUCCAAGCGGAAGACAGUCGAGGCCAGGGAGAGUCGUGAAACAGGAGUGCCUCUCGGGGAGUGCAGAAAAUGCAAAGUACCUUCUUACAGCGAAAAAGGGCUGUGCCCCACCUGCUUAAGAGCUUACAAGGCACAGAGAAGGAGAGAAAAGAAGAGAGAAGACGGCAUUGAAACAGACUGUAUCGAGGAUGGCUGUGAUCGAGAGAUUGUGCCAGGGCAAGCAAGGUGCGCGGUGUGCCUAGAGAGAGUGAAGCCGAUCUGCGAGAGCUGCAACGGGGAGGGGAGACGUGGUCUCAAGAGAUGCGCACCUUGUCAGAGAGUCGUUGACAAGGAGCAGCAGAAGAUACGCGACCAACGGAGGGCACUAAAGAAACAGCAGCUUGCUGCCCAGUCUGCCGAUGUUGAAGAUGGUGACGAGGAAUAG
Molecule: messenger RNA, 3612 nt
Organism: Trichoderma aggressivum f. europaeum
Lineage: Eukaryota; Fungi; Ascomycota; Sordariomycetes; Hypocreales; Hypocreaceae
Exons: 8
Coding region: 1-3612 (1203 amino acids)
Source: RefSeq, a predicted model, not a curated record